AUGAUUAGUCGGAAUAAUCCAUCACAAAAAGAUUUUUUCAAUCUUGAUUAUUUAGCAAAACGAUUUGAAAUCGGUUGGCUUAGUUAUCAGCUAGCACACUUCGAGUUAAUGUUAGGCAAAUCACUUCAUACCUAUCGACUUGUCUCAAUGCCUCGAUCACUUCAAGCUGAGUCUCGCGAUCGACAUAAAAAAAUUUCAAAUUCAUGUGAUGUUGAUAUUUGUUCCAAGUGUAUUAUCAUGGAUGGGCAUCAAAAGCCACGCAGAUUAAUUUGUCAGGCAAAUUAUGUAGUGGAUAAUACAAUUCCAGAAAUGGGACCAGUCGUCAUUGGUUGUCCAUAUCCACCUCUUCGACAAACGAAUACCAAAUCAGAUGGUUAG
Rotaria sp. Silwood1 is the source of this 378-nucleotide messenger RNA. NCBI's taxonomy places the organism in Eukaryota, Metazoa, Rotifera, Eurotatoria, Philodinida, Philodinidae. The record is from the annotation of a GenBank genome assembly.